GAGAGGCUGACGCGUGAGCGACUGCAGCUGUAGUUUCUCUUUUGGCAGAUAAACCUCCACCAGUUUCUGUCUGACUGACUGCAGAGUUCAGCUUGUCUGCAACGGAAAUAUAAGUAUACAGCACCCACUCGACCAACAACAGACAGAGCACGCGAUGCUUCAGCAACUUUUUUCACAACUCAUCUCCUGUGAGGACCUAAAACUUGCCUUAAAGUGUAGAUAGCGGCAGAAGACAGCACAAAAUUUAAAUUAUUUUCUGUGGGAAUGAACUCCAACGUAACGACAGGCCACUGUGAUUGGGUGUGUUGGGUCCAGAUGUGUGUGUAUGUGCCCAUUCUGGUUUUCGGAUUCCCUCUGAUUCUGGCUGCUUUGUGGCAGUUGUUCUUUCGCGUUCGACGCUGGAGCGAAUCCACGGUUUACCUCUGCAACCUGAUCAUCAACGACAGCCUGCUGAUGCUGUCCCUGCCUUUUAAAAUACAUGCCUACAAGAAGCACUGGAGCCUAGGCCAGACUUUCUGCUCCCUGCUGGAGAGUCUGCUCUAUGUCAACAUCUACGGCAGCAUCAUGUUGAGCGUGUGCAUUGCAGUCGACCGAUACAUCGCUCUACAGUUUCCAUUCGCUGCACGUCGUUUGCGAUCUCCACGCAAGGCAAUGAUCGUGUGCCUAAUCUUGUGGAUACUGGUCUUUGUAUGCAGCUUCCCCAUCUACAAACUUCACGAUAAUCCAGCAAACAAAACGGUGUAUUGCUUUGAGCAAUUCUCCAAUUCAACUUGGACGAAAAGUUGGAUUCUGGCAUCUAUGGAAACAGUGUUUUGCAGCAGCGCCUUGGUGAUGGUGUUCUGUUCCCUGCGUGUGGUGCAAAUCCUGCACAAUCUGAGGGUGCGCUACCCUGGAGAUUCCAAACUGUGCAACAACAAGAGCAUGAAGAUUGUUCUCAGCAACCUAGCCGUCUUCCUUACGUGUUUCAUUCCUUACCAUAUAGCAGCGCCCAUAUACUUCCAUGCCAAGACAGGCAAGUGGCAACAAAACACCAUUGAUCAUCUACGCUACUUUGUUCACAUAAGCAUAUGCAUUAGCAAUGUGAACAUCUUGGCAGAUGGCGCAUGUUACUAUUUCAUCCUUAAAGAGAACCUGGAGUCUGCGCAGCGAGAGAGGAGAAUGGCUAUACGCAUCAGAGAGAAACACAUAUGUGGAUCAAAGAGUUUAACGUUUGGAGAAAUACAUAGUGGUACGCCCAAAGCCACUGACAAUACGGAAUUAUGUGUUGAUACUGGUUUUACGUGAAGAGCUACAUUAAAACUCAUGGAGAGCAAAUGCAAGGAUGAUUAAUCCUACAGGAACACAAUGAAAGAAGAUGGAAGACAUGCUUGUAUAGUUGAGUAUGCAGGUGGAUGGGACGUAUGUACACACAGGAUGUGUGUUUACAUGUGAUGUAGAUGAAUUUUUGGGUACUAAACAAUAUCGCAGUAACUCUUAUGCUAUGCACUGGAAUUUUAUCACUGCUUUUAA
This is a messenger RNA of Carassius auratus (goldfish), 1509 nucleotides long. Its product is annotated as lysophosphatidic acid receptor 6-like. Lineage: Eukaryota; Metazoa; Chordata; Actinopteri; Cypriniformes; Cyprinidae. Gene Ontology annotation, cellular component: plasma membrane. Bases 265 to 1284 code for a protein of 339 amino acids. The record is from RefSeq and is a predicted model, not a curated record. Gene Ontology annotation, molecular function: G protein-coupled receptor activity. The transcript has 2 exons. Gene Ontology annotation, biological process: phospholipase C-activating G protein-coupled receptor signaling pathway; positive regulation of Rho protein signal transduction.